Molecule: messenger RNA, 723 nt
Organism: Knipowitschia caucasica
Lineage: Eukaryota; Metazoa; Chordata; Actinopteri; Gobiiformes; Gobiidae
Source: the annotation of a GenBank genome assembly
AUGAGCGGCGGGUCGGCGAGUAAGCCUGGAGCUCAGGUUGUGGUGAUGACCCGGCGACCCAAGCACGCAGUCCUGGGUUUGGCUACUGCCGCUGGUCAAGGGGUACUAGCCGCAGUACCGGGUAUCUACAGUGCCGCAGGACGGGUGUCUAACGGCGAAGUACAUGGGGUGCGACAAGCCCUCAGGCCGGGGGACUUCAGCGCCGCAGUCAUGGGUACGUCUUGCCUGUCAGUGCCGGGCGAGGUGGUGGAGGAGGACGACCUUCACGUGAGAUUGUUUUUAAAAGCAGAGAUCAUGAAGACCCCACAGAGGCCAGUGGUGAUCGUCAGUCGAUGGGUUGCCACCGAGUCGUUUGGUACAGGCCCUGUCCUUCGAAGACCAGAGCUGCUGAGGAUGCUGCUGCGGCGGGGGGUCAACUUGUGGUAUUACGCACGAUGGGCUGCGGGCGGGCUGUUUCAGACGGCUUGGUUCUUGCGGCAGUCCGGGUCAGGUCGCUGGCUUCAGUGGUCAGGUCGGGAUCUGCAGUCUCGGACGUUGGGGCGGGGCAGACUGAUGGGCAGAGGCUGUGCUGCUAGGAUCUGUGAAGAGUGCUGGCGGCAGAAGGUCAGCGUAGGGCUGCAGACGGGUCAGGAUCUGGCCUGCAGGUACGUCUGGGGCUUGCUUCAGACAGGUGGCUGGGGCGGGGGUGCAGUGGCUGGGAGGCGGAUCGACGGCAGGGAGUAG